AUGACAUCUCACGCGGUUGCCGAGGGCGGUGUAGGCAAGGCUGCUCAGCCUAGUGGAGCCGAAAUGGUUUCGGUCGAGGAGAAGAGAGAGGUCUCUAGUGAGAAGCAGAUUGAGGAUGUCGACACGAAUGACCACAAUCUCCACUACGAUGAAGUCGACGAAGAGCCAGAGCUUCACGCGAGAACCUACAUUGCCCUGUUUUCCAUGUUCCUGUUGAAUAUGGUCCAAGUUGUGGCUUUGCAAGGCCCUCCGGCCGUGCUCAACUUCAUUGGCGAUAGCCUCAACAACUCCAAAACCCAAACAUGGGUCCCCAACAGUCUUUCGCUUGUGCAAGCAGUUCUGGGACCUGUCAUUUCUCUCACCUCGGACACCUUCCAAGCUCGGAAGAGCAUCCUCGUGGGCUCGUCCCUCAUCUCGCUCAUCGGAGCUGCCAUUGCUCCGGGCUCAGGCAACAUCUACAGACUGAUCGUGGCCCAAACCUUGAUUGGCUUUGGCUUCGCAGCAGUACCGCUUGCAUAUUGCGUUCCUAGUGAGAUCUUGCCGAGGAAAUGGCGCCCGAUGGCUCAGGCAUUCAUGAACGUGGCCGCGGCUCUGGGUGCUAUUAUGGGGCCCAUGGCUAUCGGUGCCCUGACGAAACACAACCCAAAGGACGGAUGGCGCAGAUUCUACUGGAUCCAAGUCGGCCUUUGGGGAGCGACGGCUGCAGGCAUCUUUGUGGGAUAUAGACCACCCAAGAGACACACCAGGCUCGACCACCUCUCUUUCUGGCAGAAACUAGGCCAUAUCGACAUUCCCGGCUGCUGUCUCCUUACUGCCGGCUUGUCUCUGUUCCUAACUGGCCUGAACCUGGGAGGUAAUCUGUACCCGUGGACAAACUCGCGGACAUUGGUGACUCUUGUUGUGGGCAUUGCCAUCCUCAUCGCUUUCGGUAUCUACGAGUGGAAAGGCACCAAGACCGGAAUCAUGAAUCACACCCUUUUCCGUGGUGGUAAUGCGGCAGGUCGCACAUUUGCGAUUUGUGUUGGCUUGAUCUUCAUUGAGGGCAUCAUGCUGUUCUCAUACAUUGUCUUCUAUCCGGUUCUGACAACGUCGCUCUUCGAGACGGAUCCAUUGCUACUCGUGUCUCGAGAAAUGCCCUUUUGGGUUGCCGGCGGAAUUUCCACCGUGAUCUGGGGGUAUGCCAGUACUCGAUUCCGCACAAUUCGCGAACCGCUGCUUUUGGGGUUUCUGAUCUUCACGGGCGCAAUCAUCGGCUGGACUACCAUCCAACCCAAGGACAGCACCACCGCUGUCGUGAUGAGCGGCCUCGCGGGAUUUGGGUUCGGGGCACCACUCAUCCUGAUCAUUGCGGGUGUCCAGCUCUCCACGCCACACAGUCUGAUAGCAACGGCAACCGCCGUGACGACCUCGUCUCGAGCGGUAGCAGCCACAGUCUUCACCGCCAUAUACGCUGCGGCAUUGAACACUCGACUCGGCACCAACAUCCCCCACGGCGUCGGCGGAGCGGUCGCCAAAGCCGGCCUGCCAGCCAGUUCGAUCCCGAGUUUCGUCGAAGCUCUGGCCGCGGGUAAAACGGACGCCCUUGCCAGCAUCCCAGGUGUGACUCCCGCCAUCAUCGCCGCUGGCGUGACGGCCCUGAAGCAAGCGUUGGCGGAUUCCAUCCGCGUCGUGUACAUUAUCGCCGCGCCGUUUGGGGCGCUGGCCUGUAUUAUGUGCUUGUUCCUGGGUGAUUUGCGCAAGACGAUGAAUUACGUCGUUGAUGCGCCAGUGGAGGAUCUGCAUGCGAAGAAGCAUCAUCACCAUCAUCAGGACCAGCACGCGGCUUAA
Messenger RNA from Fonsecaea multimorphosa CBS 102226, 1827 nucleotides. RefSeq lists its product as uncharacterized. Bases 1 to 1827 code for a protein of 608 amino acids. Gene Ontology annotation, biological process: transmembrane transport. Gene Ontology annotation, molecular function: transmembrane transporter activity. The transcript has 5 exons. The record is from RefSeq and is a predicted model, not a curated record. NCBI's taxonomy places the organism in Eukaryota, Fungi, Ascomycota, Eurotiomycetes, Chaetothyriales, Herpotrichiellaceae.